GGCGAGGAGCAACGCAAGGCUGUUACCAAAUUCAUUGGUCCACUUCUACUCGGCCCAUCAGACUACUUAUAAGAUUACGGAUUGCAUUUUUGACAUGUUCCCUCGCCUGCCUAUUAACUAGUCCCCACAAUGCCCAGCGAAGCCAAAGCGCCAUUCAACAAUGCAAAUGCAGAUAUUAUCUUGUGCUCUUCAGACAAUGUCUACUUCCGCGUCUUCCGCUGCAUGCUCGCACUUGCCUCUCCAUUCUUCGAGGGGAUGUUCGACCUUCCUCAACAAAGAAGGAACCGCUCUAACGGCGAGAUGUUCGACGGCCUAGACGUAAUCCAGGUUUCGGAGAACAGCAGGACACUCGACAUGCUACUGAGAUUUUGUUAUCCGGCAGCGGUAAAAGAUCCCGGUUUGGAGGACAUGAAUGAUGUGGAGGAGGUCCUAGAGGCUGCAAUGAAAUACGGAAUGGAAGAUGUUGAAGAGAGGGUGAGGAAAGCCAUGGUUGCCCCUUCCCUCCUAGACAGCAACCCCGUACACAUCCUUGCGAUUGCGUGUCGGUUUGGUCUUAAACCAGAAGCCAGGACUGCGGCAAGAUAUUCGCUUCAUCACACAGCCCCAACACACGAUACCCUUUCUGCAGCACGCCUCCCUAAUAACGUCACUCAGGGUCUUGUCGCAUAUCGCUUAAAGUGCAGCCAAGCCGCCAGAACGCUUUGCGACAAUCUGGACUGGCUGGAACAAUCCCAGACCCACAGUUUCUACGAGUGGUGGACAAACUGCUGUCCAUGUAACUCGAAGGCAGACGUCAGGUACCUGACGCAUGGAACUUAUCCACGGGAGUGGUGGGCAGACUACAUGGAUGAGACAUCCAUUGCCUUGGAAGAGUCUCCUUCUGGUGCAGCAUUGACGAAAAAUUUGGCAAAAGCUGUUGGAAGGGCAAAUAGUUGUCCCUCAUGUCGACGGCGGGCGCAAGACCAGAUGGCUCAUUUCACCGAGACUUUUGCUCGGGAAUUGGACAGAGUUAUUGCCGAGAUCACGUUAGAUAUCGUUAUUUGAUGGAGGGUAGGCACGACUACCUGGGCUGUGCACUUGCACGUCAAAAAUAAGUGGGGACUGCUAGGUUUGGCUGUUUUGUUCUAUCCGGGCCGUCACAGUUGAACCAACUUAGGAUUACACUGUUAUCAAGGACUUACUAGUAGAGCCAACAUCUGCCGGUCGGAUAGGAGUAUAAGUACUUCUGGUGAGUUAACUUAUGAUAGAUAUUUAGACUGUAGAGAACUUUCCAUCUAAUGACAGAAGACAACCACUUGCUGUGUAUUGUUUGGUAUCGUGGAUCAUCGCACAACUUUUGCGCUUU
Messenger RNA from Suillus subalutaceus, 1345 nucleotides. RefSeq lists its product as uncharacterized. Gene Ontology annotation, molecular function: protein binding. NCBI's taxonomy places the organism in Eukaryota, Fungi, Basidiomycota, Agaricomycetes, Boletales, Suillaceae. The record is from RefSeq and is a predicted model, not a curated record. The transcript has 2 exons. Bases 130 to 1044 code for a protein of 304 amino acids.